Eurytemora carolleeae is the source of this 740-nucleotide messenger RNA. RefSeq lists its product as uncharacterized. The coding region runs from base 3 to 524 and encodes 173 amino acids. The transcript has 3 exons. NCBI's taxonomy places the organism in Eukaryota, Metazoa, Arthropoda, Copepoda, Calanoida, Temoridae. The record is from RefSeq and is a predicted model, not a curated record.
GAAUGGCUGAGACUGAAGUACCUAAAUAUCAAUUAGAAGAUAUUCUAAACAAAGCUAAAGCUCCGCCACAGAUUCUAGAUCUACAGGGAGUAAAAAUCAGUACAGAAGAAGAAUAUAGAAAAAUAAUGGAAAAAAUACCGGAGUAUAAAGUCAAGCCAGAGAAGGUUGCAGAAAGUACAGACCAGAUCAGUGCCUUAGCUUCAAAACUCAAACUUCUAUUCUCGACUAAACUUCAGAUUAAACAAGAGCUUAAAUCAGUGGCUCAACUAGAAACUAACCCCCAAGCUAAUUCGGAGGCUACACCAGAAACUAAAGUUGAUUCUACUGAACCGGAAGUUAAUAUUCCUAAACCGGAACUGAUACCGGAAACUAAUGCAGCGACACGGCAAUGGUUUGAAAAGAAACAGGAACCUAUUUUUGAAGAAGAAACAAGCAAAAGAAAAAUGGUGACUCCAGGCAUGGAAAAUCUAAUUCUAAAUAUUUGUGUACCCUUACAUAUCCGUAAGAGUCUCUAUAAGUUAUAGUUUCUAUUAAUCUUGUGGAAAAAGGGAAUAUUGAACUUAAAAAAGAAUAUCAAAUGCACCCAUAUUAAAAAAGCUACAAAAAAUAGGAUAAUGCAAAGGUUUAUGUCCUAAUGGCGCUUUAAGGUUUUCAAUAAUAUUAAUUUUAACAGGUUACAUGAAAAUUAAGCUCAGGAAAUAAUCCCUAGGGACAGUUUAUGAACAUAAUAUUCUGCUUAA